AUGAACCAAUCUUUAACCCCAUCUGCUGGAACAGACAGCAAGACAGGGUCGUCAAAGGCCAUAUCUUUCCAGGACUACCUCGACCUGAGCACACUCGACUGGGCUCGAUUGCGCGCCAUCCUCGCGCCCGCGCUCUACGUUGACUACACCAAGAUUGGCAAGGAGAAAUGGGACGCCAUGUCUGCCGACGACUUCAUGGCCAUGGUUUCCAACGAUGACUUCCUCGGCGAUCCGUGUGUCAAGACACAGCAUCUGAUUGGCGCCACGUACUGGGAGCGAGUGUCCGAGUCCAAGGUAAUCGGGCAUCAUCAGUUGAGGGCCGCGCAUCAGGUCUACACGAGCCCGGAUUUGAAGACGGUCAAGCUACGGGGACAUAGCCACGCCACCAACGAGCACUACUACGUCAAGAGCAGUGGAGUUUGGAAAUUUGCAGGCUUGAAGCCAGAAGUGCGAUGGAACGAGUACAAGUUUGAAGAGGUUUUCAAGGGCUCCUACACACAGUCGGAGAAACAUUCGUAG
Metarhizium robertsii ARSEF 23 is the source of this 519-nucleotide messenger RNA. RefSeq names its product glutamyl-tRNA(Gln) amidotransferase. The transcript has 3 exons. Gene Ontology annotation, biological process: melanin metabolic process. Gene Ontology annotation, molecular function: scytalone dehydratase activity. NCBI's taxonomy places the organism in Eukaryota, Fungi, Ascomycota, Sordariomycetes, Hypocreales, Clavicipitaceae. The record is from RefSeq and is a predicted model, not a curated record. Bases 1 to 519 code for a protein of 172 amino acids.